AUGGAUAAUGAAGUAUAAUAUGAUUUUGCAGCUACCAAAGUUUAAUAUUCAUAACAGUAUAUCAAUACAUAUUAUUAUGAUAAUCAAACCUGUAAAAAAGUCACUGGGAUAAUAAUGCAUGCUUGUUAUUACAUAUCUGUCAGACUAAUAUUAACAUAUGCAUCAGCAUCUGCCUGUCUAACUUGCAUGACAACUUAUGUACCCAAUAGUAUUAGCUUCCAUGUUGAUGUCCCUUUAUUUCAUUUCUUUCUGUUUUUUGGAAUGUAGUAAUCAGAAAAUCGAUAAUCAGAAUCUCAAGAUAAUUCUAUAUUGCCAAUUGUAAUGCUCAACACCAAUGGUCUUGAAUACUGCAACAAUGACAUGAUAUAAGGUGACAUUUAAAUGAUUUCAGCCCUCCUGCUACCUUAAAAGUUUUUCAGAAAUGCUUUCACUCAAACACUAAGUGCUGGUAUCUAUGCUGGAGCAUAUUGUUCAUAUUUUUGA
Molecule: messenger RNA, 483 nt
Organism: Paramecium tetraurelia
Lineage: Eukaryota; Ciliophora; Oligohymenophorea; Peniculida; Parameciidae
Exons: 2
Source: RefSeq, a predicted model, not a curated record